AUUACAGUAGUCACUCACUCCAUUGUGCCAAACAUUGUAACAAUAACAGCAACAAUGUUGGCUCUUUAACGAGGUAGUAGUACAAAUCAUCAUCACAUUCUUUUGCCUCGUCACACAUUCUCUCUCUGCAACUCUUUUCUCUGCUGUCACUUUGAACACAGCACACAACACCCUUUCAACUUCAAUCCCUCAUUUCAUAAUGCAGACAACAAGAACGGUUCAAGUGAAGCAACUUUCAGAUCUAGCUACUGAGAGAGAGAUUCAUGAAUUCUUCUCAUUUUCUGGUGAAAUUGAACAUAUUCAGAUCGUUAGAGAAUAUGGGAAACCAAAGACUGCAUUUGUGACAUUUAAAGAUCCUAAAGCACUUGAAAUCGCGUUAUUGUUAUCGGGAGCAACAAUAGUAGACCAGAUUGUGAGUAUAAGUCCGGCUGACAACUAUGUUGCAAAUCAUGAGAUGCAGGAAGAAAGAGUGGUGGAAUAUGCUAUAAAUGUUGCUCCUGAAGAUGGCGCGUCGAAUACUGAGGAGGAGAAACCAGGUGGAAGAAUUUAUCUUAGUAAAGCACAAGAUGUAGUUACAAGUAUGCUGGCUAAAGGAUCAGCGAUAAGACAAGAUGCCGUGAACAAAGCUAAAGCAUUUGAUGAGAAGCAUCAGUUGACUGCCAAUGCUUCGGCAAAGGUCAGUUCUUUUGACAAGAGAGUUGGACUGACGGAGAAAUUGACAGUUGGACUUUCUGUAGUGAAUGAGAAAGUGAAAUCUGUGGAUCAGAGGCUACAUGUUUCAGAUAAAACAAUGGCAGCAAUAUUUGCAGCCGAGAGGAAGUUGAACGAUACUGGAUCAGCUGUCAAAACAAGCAGAUAUGUGACUGCCGGAACAUCAUGGUUAACUGGUGCAUUUAGCAAAGUGGCAAAAGCCGGAAACGUUGCUGGAACUAAAACUAGAGAGAAGUUUAAUAUGGCUGUUUCAAACUUGACAACAAAGGAACCCACAUUGGUUGUAUAGGCCAGAAUUUUGUGAUCAUGGUCACUUCGUAAGGUCUCAAAUGAAGAUCUCUGUCAGAGCUGUUGUGUGUUAAAAAAGGUUUGGUCUUUGAGAUCAUGCACUGCUUUCUCUCCCUUUCUCUCCCUCUCUCUCUCUCUCCUUCAACAGUUCAAUGUUUGUAGUACUAGCAACUAUAGUGAUUCAAUUCAAUCCAAUUUUUUUGUAUUCUUUUAUCACUCUGGUGGUUUAGCUGUGUUACUUCUAUGUAAUUGGUGAUUUUGGCUUCUUUUCUUCUCUUCACUUUUUGUCAAUAGGAAAUUAUAGGUGUGAUGCAAUUGUAUUUCUUUUUUCAAAGUUGAAAAAAUUUAGCUGUGUUGUUCAUGUAAGGUAACAUCUUUGUUUUGUUGUCAACACUUCAAUCAAAGACUUUUGUGGCAUAUAUCUUAAGAUUUUUUUUAUUGA
Molecule: messenger RNA, 1441 nt
Organism: Trifolium pratense (red clover)
Lineage: Eukaryota; Viridiplantae; Streptophyta; Magnoliopsida; Fabales; Fabaceae
Product: binding partner of ACD11 1
Exons: 8
Coding region: 200-1000 (266 amino acids)
Molecular function (GO): RNA binding
Source: RefSeq, a predicted model, not a curated record